AUGGAGCUGUCUGGGAAAGUGGUCUUCAUUGUCCUCCUAAGUUUUUCAUGCCAGGGGGAAAAGUGGGAAUCUGUUGAUAGAAAUUUCAUUUCAGCUGCUGGUCCUCUAACCAAUGGCUUACUGCACAACCUGAGCCACCCUCUGGGAAACCAGGGUUCUCAUUUGGUAGCUGGCAGUAGUGACAUUUAUGUUUGUCAACAGCCCUUGCCCUCUUUCCUGCCAGAGUUGUUUAGCAGUCUUCAUACCAAUAAGAUUACGCAUUAUAAAUUAUUCUUAUCAUGGGCACAACUUCUGCCAUCAGGAAGCUCCAAGAAUCCAGACGAGGAGGCAGUGCAGUGCUACCGGCACCUCCUUGAGGCCCUCAGGGCUGCAGAGCUUCAGCCUAUGGUCAUCCUGCAUCAUCAGACCCUACCUACCAGUGCAGUCCAGGGAACUGAAGUGUUUGUCGACCUCUUUGCUGACUAUGCCUCAUUUGCUUUCCACUCCUUUGGGGACCUUGUUGGGAUCUGGUUCACCUUUAGUGACUUGGAGGAAGUGAUCAUGGCUCUUCCCCACCAGGCAUCAAGAGCUUCCCGCCUCCAGUCCAUCACUGAUGCUCACAGAAAAGCUUACAACAUAUACCAUGAAAAAUACGCAUCUCAGGGGGGAAAGCUCUCUGUGGUCCUACCAGCUGAAGACAUCUCAGAGUUUCUGCUAAAGCCAUCCAUAUCUGCACUUGCCAAGGACUCAGUUGAUUUCCUCUCUCUUGAUUUGUCUUACAAAUGUCAAAGUGAGGCGACUCUACCACAAAAGUUGAGUAACCUACAGACCAUUGAGCCCAAAGUGGAUAUUUUCAUCUUCACCCUAAAACUUCAGGACUGCCCCUCUAGCCGGAAGAACCCUACCAGACAGUUUUUCAGCCUUUUUGAAGCCAUAAAUCAAGACCAAGUGCUCACCAUUGGGUUUGAUAUUAAUGCAUUCCUGAAUUGCUCAAGUUCCAGGAAAAGCACCUCUUGUUCUCUGACUGAGAGCCCAGCUUUUCAGACUGAGCAGCAGCAGGACCACAGGACACUUGGACCCUUGUACCCUGGCUCAGCCUACCAGAGGGUCUGGGAGACCUUUGGUAACCAGUCCAGGGUAGAAAGAGAUUCCUUCCUGAAGGAUGUUUUUCCAGAAGGUUUCCUCUGGGGUGUCUCCACAGGAGCCUUUAAUGUGGAAGGAGGCUGGGCUGAAGGUGGGAGGGGAGCAAGCAUUUGGGACCAGUAUGGACACCUGAAUGCUGCCAUGGACCAAGCCACGCCAGAGGUGGCCAGUGACAGUUACCACAAGCCGACCUAUGAUGUGGCCCUGCUUCGAGGACUCAGGGCUCAGGUGUACAAGUUCUCCAUCUCCUGGUCCCGGAUCUUCCCUACUGGGCAUGGGAGCAACCCCAGCCUCCAAGGUGUGGCCUACUACAACAAGCUGAUCAACAGCCUGCUGGACUCCCACAUCCAGCCCAUGGUAACACUGUUCCACUGGGACCUGCCCCAGGCCCUGCAGGACUAUGGUGGGUGGCAGAAUGAGAGUGUGGUGGAUGCCUUCCUGGACUACGCAGCCUUCUGCUUCUCUACUUUUGGGGAUCGUGUGAAGUUGUGGGUGACGUUCCAUGAGCCCUGGGUGAUAAGCUACGCAGGCUACGGCACUGGCCAACAUGCACCAGGCAUCUCUGACCCAGGAGUGGCCUCUUUUAAGGUGGCCCAUUUGAUCCUCAAGGCUCAUGCUAGAACUUGGCACCACUACAACCAUCACCAUCGCCCACAGCAGCAAGGCCGUGUGGGCAUCGUGCUGAAUUCAGACUGGGCGGAGCCCCUGUCUCCAGAGAGGACUGAAGACUUGGCUGCCUCUGAGCGCUACUUGCACUUCAUGCUGGGCUGGUUUGCACAUCCCAUCUUUGUGGAUGGAGACUACCCAGCCAUCCUGAGGAGGCAGAUUCAACAGAAAAAUGAACAGUGCCCCAGGCCUGUGGCCCAGCUCCCUGAGUUCACCCAGGCAGAGAAGCAGCUCAUAAAAGGUUCUGCUGACUUUCUGGGUCUGUCUCAUUAUACCUCCCGCCUCAUCAGCAAAGCCCGACAGCACACCUGCAUCCCAAGCUAUGAGAACAUUGGAGGGUUCUCCCAACAUGUAGAUCCUACUUGGCCCCCAACCUCAUCUCCUUGGAUUCAUGUGGUGCCCUGGGGUAUACGAAGGCUGUUACUGUUUGCAUCUGAAGAAUACACAAGAGGAAAAGUUCCAAUCUACCUGGCAGGGAAUGGCAUGCCCAUAGGGGAAAGUGAAAACCUUUUUGAUGAUUCCUUAAGAGUGGACUACUUCAACCAGUACAUCAAUGAGGUGCUCAAGGCUGUGAAGGAGAACUCAGUGGAUGUUCGUUCUUACAUUGCUCGUUCCCUCAUCGAUGGCUUCGAAGGCCCCUCUGGGUACAGCCAGAGAUUCGGAUUGUACCAUGUCAACUUCAAUGAGAGCAGCAAGCCAAGGACCCCCAGGAAAUCUGUCUACUUUUUCACCAGUGUUAUUGAAAAGAAUGGUUUCCUUGAGAAAGUGGUAAAAAGACUUCAACCACCAUCGACGGCCCACUUCCCCUCCAAAGCUAACACCUUUUCAUUUCCAUCCGAGGUGCCCUCCAAGGCUAAGGUAGUAUGGGAAAAGUUCUCCAACCAACCCAAGUUUGAAAGAGACUUGCUCUACCAUGGUACAUUCCGGGAGGACUUUCUGUGGGGCGUGUCCUCUUCAGCCUAUCAAAUUGAAGGAGCUUGGGAUGCUGAUGGCAAAGGCCCCAGCAUUUGGGAUAACUUUACCCACACACCAGGGAGCAACAUCAAAGACAAUGCCACUGGAGACAUAGCCUGUGACAGCUACAACCAGCUGGAUGCGGAUCUGAAUAUGCUUCGAGCUUUGAAGGUGAAUGCUUAUCGCUUCUCUAUCUCCUGGUCCCGGAUUUUCCCAACUGGAAGAAACAGUACUAUCAACAGUCAUGGUGUUGAUUACUACAACAGACUGAUUGAUGGCUUGGUGGCAAGUAACAUCUCUCCCAUGGUGACACUGUUUCACUGGGACCUACCUCAGGCCCUCCAGGAUAUUGGAGGCUGGGAGAAUCCUUCUUUGAUUGAGUUGUUUGACAGCUAUGCAGACUUCUGUUUCCAGACCUUUGGUGACAGAGUCAAGUUCUGGAUGACCUUUAAUGAACCCACAUUCCAAGCAUGGCUUAGUUAUGGCUCAGGGGUAUUUCCUCCAAAUGUGAAGGACGAAGGCUGGGGCCCUUACAGGAUCGGUCAUGCAGUCAUCAAAGCUCAUGCCAGAGCCUAUCACACUUAUGACAAGAAAUACAGGCAGAAACAGAAUGGAGUCAUCUCACUGAGCCUCAGUGCACACUGGGCAGAGCCCAAGUCCCCAGGAGUCCCCAGAGAAGUGGAAGCAGCUGAUCGAAAGUUACAGUUCGUCCUGGGUUGGUUUGCACACCCCAUUUUUAGAACUGGAGACUAUCCUAAUGCCAUGAAGUGGAAAGUAGGAAACAGGAGUGAACUACAGCACUUAGCCACCUCUCGCCUGCCCAGCUUCACGGAGGAGGAGAAGGCAUACAUUAGGGGCACAGCUGAUGUGUUCUGCCUCAACACCUACUCAUCCAAAAUCGUGAGUCACAAAACACCCAGGCUAAACCCACCCUCCUACGAAGAUGAUCAGGAGAUCACAAAGGAGGAGGAUACUUCGUGGAUUUCAUCAGCAUUGCACAAAGUAGUGCCCUGGGGAAUGCGGAGGCUGCUGAACUGGAUCAAAGAAGAGUAUGGAGACAUCCCUAUCUAUAUCACCGAAAACGGAGUAGGGCUGGAAGAUCCCAAUCUAGAUGAUACCGACAGGAUAUUUUUCCACAAAGCCUACAUCAAUGAAGCUUUGAAAGCCUACAGGCUCGAUGGUGUAGACCUUAGAGGGUAUUCUGCCUGGUCGGUAAUGGACACCUUUGAAUGGUUGUUUGGCUACUCAGUCAAGUUUGGACUAUACGAUGUCGACUUCAAUAAUGUGAACAGGCCUCGGACAGCAAGAGCCUCAGCCAGGUACUACACAGAGGUCAUUACCAACAAUGGCAUGCCACUGCCCAAGGAGGAUGAGUUCCUGUACGGACAGUUUCCUGAGGGUUUCCUCUGGAGUGUAGCAUCUUCUGCCUAUCAGGUUGAAGGUGCAUGGCGAGCAGAUGGCAAAGGACUUAGUAUUUGGGACACAUUUUCUCACACACCCCUGAGAGUGGAAAAUGAUGACACUGGAGAUGUGGCCUGUGACAGUUAUCACAAGAUUGCUGAGGAUGUGGUAGCUCUGCAGAACCUAGGUGUAUCCCACUAUCGCUUUUCCAUCUCCUGGUCUCGAGUCCUCCCUGAUGGAACCACCAAGUAUAUCAAUGAAGCGGGCCUGAGCUACUACGUGCGUUUCAUUGAUGCACUGCUGGCCGCCAACAUUGCACCCCAGGUGACCCUGUACCACUGGGACCUGCCCCAGGCACUCCAGGAUAUGGGAGGCUGGGAAAACGAGACCAUUGUGCAGCGAUUUAAAGAGUAUGCAGAUGUGAUCUUUCAGAGGCUGGGAGACAAGGUGAAGUUUUGGAUCACGCUGAAUGAGCCCUAUGUCAUUGCUUACAAUGGCUAUGGCCUUGGGAUAGCAGCUCCAGGAAUCUCUUUCAGGCCUGGCACUGCUCCCUACAUUGUUGGCCACAACUUAAUUAAGGCCCACGCUGAGGCCUGGCACCUGUACAAUGACAAAUACCGGGCCCAUCAAGGUGGCAUCAUCUCCAUCACCAUCAGCAGUGACUGGGCUGAGCCCAGGGACCCCUCCAACCAGGGAGACGUGGAGGCAGCCAGGAGAUAUGUUCAGUUUAUUGCAGGCUGGUUUGCACAUCCUAUUUUCAAGAAUGGAGAUUAUCCCGAGAUGAUGAAGAAACGGAUCAGUGAAAGGAGCCUGGCUGCAGGCCUCAACAGGUCUCGGCUCCCUGAGUUUACAGACAUGGAGAAGAAAAAGAUUAAUGGCACCUAUGACUUUUUUGGAUUUAACCACUACACCACAGUCUUGGCCUACAAUCUCAACUAUCACCCUUCUAUCUCUUCCUAUGAUGCAGACAGAGGAGUUGCCUCCAUCUCAGACCGCUCUUGGCCAAACUCUGGCUCUUUCUGGCUGAAGAUGACACCUUUUGGCUUCAGGAAGAUCCUGAAUUGGUUGAAGGAAGAAUACAACAACCCUCCAAUUUAUGUCACAGAGAAUGGAGUAUCCCAACGGGGAGAAGCAGAUCUCAAUGACACUGCCAGGAUCUACUAUCUCCGUGGUUAUAUCAACGAGGCUCUUAAAGCUGUGCAGGAUAAAGUGGACCUUCGAGGAUACACGGUUUGGAGUGUGAUGGACAAUUUUGAAUGGGCCACAGGCUUUGCAGAGAGGUUUGGUUUGCAUUUUGUGAACUUCACUGACGUUUCCCUGCCAAGGAUCCCCAAAGCAUCAGCCAAGUUCUAUGCCUCUAUAGUCCGGUGCAAUGGUUUCCCUGAUCCUGCAGCAGGACCUCAUCCUUGCCUCCAACAGCUAGAAGAUGCUGAACCAACCACCAGCCCUGUGAAAGAAGAGGUGCACUUCCUGGGGUUAAGACUCGGCACCACAAAAGCACAGACAGCUCUGUAUGUACUCUUUUCUCUUCUACUUCUUGGAGUCUGUGCUCUGGCAAUUCUAUCAUUCAAGUACUUCAAGCAUUCCAAACAAAGGAAAACACAACCAAGCCAACAGGAAUUGAGUACUAUUUCUGCCUUCUAACAAGUUUAUUACCUCUUCAAGGUCUUCGAAGUGGCCUAGUCUUUGUAACUGCCUUUGUUAUCAUCAAAAUUGAAUCCUAAACUCUGUCCAUGUUGAAGGAGUUUGAGUUGUUCAUUAAAUAGGAAAUAGCUUCAGUAUUGGAAGUCCAUUAGGGCAAGGGUCUCUUAUGGAAAUGUCCAGAUACUAAACGGGCCCAGUAACUGAUCACUUAAUUGAACUUAACAAAGCUGUUGUUUCAGAGUUUUUAAUGCAGAAAAAAACCCAGAGAAAUGCUUUUAAUUUGAAGAAAUAGUUGAACUACAACGUCAUCUGUCUCCUUUUCAACCUUCCUUCUUGCCUCAUGCCAUGACUUUCAGAAAAUAAAAUCAGUACUAUGUCAAAUAAAAU
This is a messenger RNA of Perognathus longimembris pacificus (Pacific pocket mouse), 6174 nucleotides long. RefSeq names its product lactase (gene Lct). Gene Ontology annotation, biological process: carbohydrate metabolic process. The record is from RefSeq and is a predicted model, not a curated record. Bases 1 to 5787 code for a protein of 1928 amino acids. Lineage: Eukaryota; Metazoa; Chordata; Mammalia; Rodentia; Heteromyidae. The transcript has 17 exons. Gene Ontology annotation, molecular function: hydrolase activity, hydrolyzing O-glycosyl compounds.